Molecule: messenger RNA, 4396 nt
Organism: Gigantopelta aegis
Lineage: Eukaryota; Metazoa; Mollusca; Gastropoda; Neomphalida; Peltospiridae
Product: frizzled-5-like
Exons: 4
Coding region: 1119-2954 (611 amino acids)
Biological process (GO): non-canonical Wnt signaling pathway; canonical Wnt signaling pathway
Cellular component (GO): plasma membrane
Molecular function (GO): Wnt-protein binding; Wnt receptor activity
Source: RefSeq, a predicted model, not a curated record
UCGUCACUGUAAAGAGAGAGAGAACUCACGGGGAUAUUACAUACACGUACCAUAGUUACACGCUGGUUGCUUUGCGUUGUGGAUUUGGAUUUACUUGAUCGGUUUGGUACCAGUGGGUUUUUUUUGUCUGCGUCUUUGUGGUACUUUGUGGUACUUUGUGUUUUACCUGUGGUACUUUGUUGUUUUUUCACCCAUGGUACUGGGUACCUGUUAUAGAAUGUUACAUGAUUGGAGAGACAGGAAGGGAUGGAGUCGGUGUCAUGUGAUUUCGUUUGACUUCUUGAUCGAGGAUUGAUGAAUCUGGUCAAAAGGCUAAAAUAUUACCAUGAUGUACUAACAAAAAACUGCAAAACAAAAUCAGUGAAGUUUCAUCUAUUUUUGACAGCUGGGAAGUAGGAAAAUAUCAAUUAUUGAUUACCUCCGCUCGAAGCCCGACCGCCACGGUUCGACCAAAACUCAGGAACUCCCAGCUCCGCCUAUUUCGUGUAAUUAGACGUAGCGGCAAUUCCAUUGGCUGCACGGUCUUCCAGUGACAGCAGACAUCAUCCCGAUUGCCCCAUAAUCUGACAGGAGAGCGAGAGAAGUGGGAGAAAUAGAUAAAUGUAUCAGAGACAGACGUGGAAUCAUCGUCGCUGCUUCAAAGGAGGAAUCAGUCUUUGUGAUCGAGAGCUCAAGCCAGUGUUUUGUUUUUUUUAGUUGUUGUGUUUCUCUUAUUCGCUGAUAUAAAUUUCGGUUACUGGGGAACUGUAUCUGAUGCCAUUAUUGUACUGCUGUAAUAUUAAAUUCCUCCGAAAGUGAAAAAGCACCUCAUUCCGGUGAAGAGGUUUUUUCUUUUUUAAUUUUUAAUCCGCGAAUUAGUUUGAAGACUACGAUCGAAGGAGACGGUUUUAGUGCGUUUUGCGUGGAUCGAGUACGAUCGAUGUUAAUAUGAAACACAAAAGAGCUCGCCCUUGGAAAAAAUACCAGACAUGAUGACCACAGUGGCGAUUAACAAUGGAUAUAGAGUACAACAGUGAAGUGUUCUUUCCUUAGCUGGAUAUUAUUAUUAUUAUUUUAAAUUGUGAUUUAACUCCCACCAAAAAGAAACCAAACAACACCAACAAAAAAGGAGAGAGAAAAUGCAUCGACUAAAAAAUAUGGUUCCAACGAGGAGCAAACUCUUGUGUCUGCUGCCGCUGUUAAUUCUGGUUAGCCUAAACGGAUUAACGGAGGGAGGGGAGCAGCAGAGGAAAUGUCAGGAGAUUUCGAUUCCGAUGUGCAAAGGGAUUGGAUACAACUACACGUACAUGCCGAACCAGUUCAACCACGAAACCCAAGAAGAGGCUGGCUUAGAGGUUCACCAGUUCUGGCCCCUCGUCGAAAUCCAAUGCUCUCCGGAUCUGAAAUUCUUUCUGUGCAGCAUGUACGCACCCAUCUGUGUGACAAAUUACAAAAAGCCCUUGCCGGCGUGUCGGUCCGUCUGCGAGCGGGCCAAAGCCGGGUGUGCGCCUUUAAUGAGACAGUAUGGAUUCGCCUGGCCAGAGAGGAUGGACUGCAAACCGUUGCCGCAAUACGGCGACAAAGAAUUUCUGUGCAUGGACGCAAACACGACGGACAGACAGACCCCGUCACCUUCUGGGAAGUACGGAGUCUCCACAACGAGGCCCGGGGAGGGUGGUUCACCAGGGGUGAUAACCCAACCCAGGGGACACGGAAUCCAGCACCCGGUGAUUCCUGGGAUCAAGCCUCGUGACGGGCAGCACGGCAUUCGACCUAUUCCCGGUAGGUCUGGGGGAUCCGGUGUGGCCGCCGGGGCCGGGCGAUCGACGGAGAAGACCUGCGUGUGCGGGUGCCUCCCUCCGCUGGUGCCCAUCACGUCGGAGUCGAACGGGGAGUUCAACAGAAUAUCCACGGGCGGGAUCCUCAACUGCGCUGUCAACUGCUACAGUCCUUACUUCGGACAGGACGAGAAGACCUUCGCGACAUUCUGGAUCGGUUUGUGGUCCAUUCUGUGCUGCAUCUCCACCUCCAUGACGGUGAGCACCUUCUUCAUCGACAUGCAGCGAUUCAAGUACCCGGAGCGACCCAUCAUCUUCCUCAGCGCCUGUUACUUCAUGGUCAGCAUCGGCUACAUCAUCCGCCUCAUCAUGGGACACGAGGACGUCGCCUGCGACGGCAAGAUGAUUCGCUACGAGACCACGGGACCCGCCGUCUGCACUGUCGUCUUUCUCCUCAUCUACUUCUUCGGGAUGGCUUCGUCCAUCUGGUGGGUCAUCUUGUCUUUCACCUGGUUCCUGGCGGCGGGGCUGAAGUGGGGACAGGAGGCGAUCGCCAGCUACUCGCAGUACUUCCACCUCGCCGCCUGGCUCAUCCCUAGCGUCAAGAGCAUCGCAGUUCUGGCGAUGUCUUCUGUGGACGGCGACCCGAUCGCCGGAAUCUGCUACGUAGGGAACGAGAACCUGGAAAACCUUCGCGGCUUCGUUCUCGCGCCGCUGUUCGUGUACUUGAUCAUCGGGAUGUCGUUCUUGCUCGCCGGUUUCGUUUCCUUAUUCCGAAUCCGGAACGUGAUCAAGCAGCAAGGUCGCGGGAAAACGGACAAGCUGGAGAGGCUGAUGAUUCGAAUCGGCGUCUUCUCCGUGCUGUACACGGUUCCGGCCACAAUUGUCAUAGCGUGUUACUUCUACGAACAGCACCUGCGCGAAAAGUGGGAGAGGACGAGAACAUGUCAGUGUCCGGGCGAAGUGUCCGGCGCCACACCGGACUACUCUGUGUUUAUGUUAAAAUAUUUUAUGUGUCUUGUGGUCGGGAUCACGUCCGGUUUCUGGAUAUGGACUGGAAAGACCGUCGACUCGUGGAAGAAGCUGUUCGACGGCAAACUGUGUAACAAACACUCGUACAGUCAUCCUAGCAGGAUGGCCAAGUACUCGAAUCCUUCGUAUCAGGCGGCGAAGGCACAGCCUCUUAGUCAUGUCUGAAAUGAGACGAGAUUGUUUUGUGUUUUUUCUGGUGCAUUUAUCGGUAGAGUAUAAUACUCAAAAAGACUCAAAGUGUAUAUAUAAACAUUUCAUGGAAAUGUGUAUGUGGUAUUUUUUUUCUGUGGUGCGCACAGAUAAAAUGAAGGAAAUGGCAGAAAGUUACAAAACGUCAAUGGCGCCUCGUCAAAUGAAAAAUAAAGGUCCAAAUGUUUCCUUUUCUAUGUGUUUUUGGGUGCACGGAGAGUGUUUUUGAGAAAUAAUGAAAAAUUGUGAAAGAUAAGUGCGUUCUAUUGACAAAAUAACGAAAAAUAAUGACGUUUCGUUAAAAAAAGAAAAUCGCUCUGAAGAUUCGAUUGGUAUGUAUUUUUGUAUACAAAGAACAUGUAGGAAAAUAAAGAAAAAGUACCACCCCAAAAAGGCAUUCAAACAAUACUUGUAGUUAAACAAACACCCAGGAUGUUUGUUUUCUGUGAAACUAUGAUGCACAAACAAGAAUGUAGGAAAAUGGAGUAAAGUACAAAAUCUCAGUGGCGGGCGCCUUGAAGAAAAAGGAAAAAACCCUCAAUUUCUGAGAAUGUUAGUUUUCUGUGGAUUUGGGUUCACGGGUAGAAGUGUAGAAAAUAGAAAACUCAAACAGACAAUGGCGCAAGUUUGAGAAGGGAAAAACCCAAAACAAUUGGUGUGUGAGUUUCGAAAUUGAAUUACGUGCAUUUUAAGAAACCGUUUUUUUGUAAAAAGACAACAAAAUAAAAACAAAUUAACAAAACGAUUUUUACAAAACAAACGGGUUUUUAUGGUGUCUUGAGCGAUACAUCGAUCUAAAAAAAGAAAAAAGAAGAAGGAUAAAAGUAGGAUUAUUUUUGUUUUGUUUGUUGUUAAGCAACGUACUUGCAAUACCAUGGCAACGAAAUUUUAUAGACUAUCAUUGUUUCGCACGUUCGAAUGAGAUUGUGUACAGUCAUGUGUAGAUUUCUGUAUUGUCUAUAUGGAUCAUACGUAUUUAAAAUUUACACUGACAUAUAUGUGACAUAUUGCAAUACGGACAAGACUGGUAAUGCACACGGAUGUUGAAACGAAUCAAAAGUGUGAUAGGAAAUGGGAAGAACGCGUGUAUAUAUAUUUUAAACACUUUUUUUUUUGUAUACUGUACAAAGAUAAUAAUUCCAUUGUAUUGUCAGGGGCGGAUCCAGAAUCGUAAAUGCAGCAGGACUCUUCUUUAUGUUUAUUAUUUUUUAAAUUUUCUAUUUUAUAAAUAUCUUUAAUUUAAAAAAAAAAAAAAAUUUGUUACUCAGAAAUACAUUGUAGAUGAAUACAAAAAUCUCACCAAUAUUUAUGGGGAGUACAAUAUCCCAUUACACCCAUAGUCCUUUCUGGAUCCGCCGCUGACUUUGCGUGUCUCGAUGUUAUAAAUUAAAAUUAUAUAAAGAAAUAUGUCAAAAUUA